AUGCCCUGGACCAGACCCCAGGUGGACCUACAUGCUGGUGGAGCAGAGGCCAUGAACCAGUAUAACAUAGAGGACCACCACUACGAGGGCUCCCUGUUCCCCACCUCCACUCUCAUCCCUGUCACUGUCAUCUGCAUUCUCAUCUUCAUCAUCGGGGUUACGGGCAACACCAUGACCAUCCUCAUCAUCCAGCACUUUAAGGACAUGAAGACCACCACCAACCUCUACCUAUCCAGCAUGGCGGUGUCUGACCUCAUCAUCUUCCUCUGCCUGCCCUUUGACCUCUACCGGCUGUGGAAGUACGUGCCCUGGCUGUUUGGGGAGGCAGUGUGCCGCUUCUAUCACUACAUCUUUGAGGGAUGCACCUCGGCCACCAUCCUUCACAUCACGGCCCUGAGCAUUGAGCGCUACCUGGCCAUCAGCUUCCCCCUCAGGAGUAAGGUGCUGGUGACCAGACGCAGGGUCCAGUACAUCAUCUUCGCCCUGUGGGGUUUCGCCCUGAUUUCUGCAGCUCCCACACUCUUCCUGGUCGGGGUGGAGUAUGACAAUGACACACACCCGGACUACAAUACUGGCCAGUGCAAGCACACCAACUACGCCAUCAUCUCUGGGCAACUGCACAUCAUGCUCUGGGUGUCCACCACCUACUUUUUCUGCCCAAUGCUCUGCCUUAUCUUCCUCUACGGCUCCAUCGGGUGCAAGUUGUGGAAAAGCAAAAAUGACAUGCAAGGCCACUGUGCUUUGGCACGUGAAAGGUCACACAGGCAAACAGUCAAGAUCCUGGUGGUGGUGGUGCUGGCGUUCAUCAUCUGCUGGCUGCCCUACCACAUCGGCAGGAACCUCUUUGCCCAGGUGGACGACUACGACACGGCCAUGCUGAGCCAGAACUUCAACAUGGCCUCCAUGGUGCUCUGCUACCUCAGCGCCUCCAUCAACCCCGUUGUCUACAACCUUAUGUCACGGAAGUACAGGGCUGCAGCCAAACGCCUGUUCCUGCUGCACCAGAGGCCCAGACAAGCCCACCGCGGCCAGAGACAGCUCUGUGUGAGCGACCACAUCUCCACCCUUAAUGAAAGCCUGACUGGGGUCUGA
Messenger RNA from Morone saxatilis (striped sea-bass), 1092 nucleotides. It is a transcript of the gene mlnr, whose product is annotated as motilin receptor. Gene Ontology annotation, biological process: G protein-coupled receptor signaling pathway. The record is from RefSeq and is a predicted model, not a curated record. The transcript has 2 exons. Lineage: Eukaryota; Metazoa; Chordata; Actinopteri; Moronidae. Gene Ontology annotation, molecular function: G protein-coupled peptide receptor activity. Gene Ontology annotation, cellular component: plasma membrane. The coding region runs from base 1 to 1092 and encodes 363 amino acids.